Molecule: messenger RNA, 1553 nt
Organism: Staurois parvus
Lineage: Eukaryota; Metazoa; Chordata; Amphibia; Anura; Ranidae
Source: the annotation of a GenBank genome assembly
GGGGAAGCUUCCCAAAAACAUGUUUGUUUUCAGACAUCACCCAGUGGAAGACAUGAGAAAUUUAAUGAGAAUAAAACUGUUGCAGAAUAUGUUGCCCACACAGUGGAAGAAGAACAGUACAGUUUUAGACCAUCUACUUCCCCUUUGAUUCACUCCUCUCCUAGCCAGGAUUCACUGAAGAUACCUGAAAAGGGUGAUUCUCCACAAAGGCAAACUUCUAUGCAGAAAUUGUCUCAUGCUCCAUCUCCUGAGUCGUCAUGCCUCAGUCCUAGUUUAAGUAGACUGACCUAUAUAUCUGCCACAGAGAAUACAUUGCAGAAUUUAAGUAUUCAAAGUCCUGAAAAGAAAAAGAAUAAUAAUACGAUUGAGCUGAGCACAACUAUAGUGAGAGCCAGUCCUACACCUUCAGAAAUGCAGCUUGCAUGCAAUGACAAUUUAUCUUGGGAAGAUCACAAAAGUCAGAUGACCAACAAUCAUGCCAAACUGAGUAAAAGUCCAUCUGCAUUCAGAACUGUAACAGCCAAUGGCAUUGGAAGUAAAGCUGGAGACCCUAAACAAUUGGAUCCAAUGUCUUUAUGUAGCAAAGACCAUAACACUUUUCUCAUGGCAAGAACAUGGCCCAAAAUCAAGUCAAAUAUUACCUUCUGCAGUUGUGCCUCAGUCAGAUGUGCUGGAAAAGUACACUGCAAUGCCGACCCUUACUGGUAAUCAAUGUGUGUGUGCUCCUGGCUUCAAACAAAUUGUACCAGAAAGUGAUUUACAGAAACUUCCAUCUUCCGUAUCUUCCUUGUUUUCUGGACAAAUUCUAUCCAACGCUGCAUUUACACAACAAUAUUUAAAAAAUGUAAAUCCAUUGGCUGUUUUUUUCUGGGGGAAACCCUGGUCUCUAUGGAGCUUCCACUGGAUACCCCAACUGUAAUUUUCCCACCCAAAAUAUACAAAACGCAGUUACUGGAGUUCCUUUGAGUGCAAAUAUUGCUCAAGGAUUACUAGCCACUUUGCCAAUGAGUAGUCAUACUACAGCCAAUCAGAAUAUUGACCAUCAUAUCCAUUUACUUGAAAGCCAGUCUGGAUCAGAUGGAAUUUCACAAUGGGCAUCCUCAAGAAUAUCGUCUGGAUUUGGGCAAGUUUUGAUCCCUGAAGAGGUUACUUUUCCCACUGCUUGUUGCGUUGGAAUUGCAUCUCAAACAUCACUGAAUAUAUUUAAUCCAAAUGAGAGAUGGAUGCAGGUUAAUAUUGGAAUACUCAGCAUUGCAAUAAAUGGAGAAAAAAUUGACGUUGGGGCUCACCAGUGUCUGGUUUUUAAGAACAAGACAAUAAUUGGGCCUCGAGCCGCUGAAGACAUAAAAAUUCUCCUACUUCCCCAGAGACCAGGACUUUUCCAGUGUAUUCUGAGUGUAUCGUCUUGGCCUGUUUCUGCUGACACCGAGACGAUUGUAAGGGCAGAAACUAUGGCUGCUAAAGUUCUUCUUGCUGCUGUUUCAGAAUAUCCGUUAAUCGAGGUUGAUACAGGAACAUGUGAAGGCUUAGACUUUGGUGAUCUAUCAUCUGGC